Molecule: messenger RNA, 951 nt
Organism: Knipowitschia caucasica
Lineage: Eukaryota; Metazoa; Chordata; Actinopteri; Gobiiformes; Gobiidae
Source: the annotation of a GenBank genome assembly
AUGCACAUUGUCGCCACAUUUCUCAGAGUAGAGCCCUGCAGACUGACAGCAGCAAACGGGACACUGGAGCUCGCUGUGCGUAAAAAAGCGGUGCAAAGCUUUAAUCUGGACACGGACCAUGCGCUGCAUAAAUUGGGGGACCGAGGGACAUUCUUUGGGUUCUCUCUCGCACUCCAUCAGCAGGUCACCCCGGAUCCACAGAGCUGGAUCCUGGUGGGAGCUCCUCAGGCUGCAGGACAGGGGGCGCUGUUGGGAACCAGACCCGGAGCUCUGUUCAAAUGUCCCGUGAGUCCAGAAGAAUACGACUGCGAGCGCGUCGACAUCGAUGGAGACGUGCAUUUGAACAAAGAAAGCAAAGACAACCAAUGGCUGGGAGUUACUGUCAAAAGUCAAGGCAUCGGAGGAAAAGUCGUGACGUGUGCGCACCUGUACGAGCUGCGGCAGCGCGUGAAGCAGCCGUCGGAGACUCGAGACCCCAUCGGCCGCUGCUACGUCCUGAGCGAGGACCUGACGGAGCGCGAUGACCUGGACGGCGGCGAGUGGAAGUUCUGUGAGGGACGACCGCAGGGACACGAGCAGUUUGGCUUCUGUCAGCAGGGAAUGUCCGUCAGCUUCACCCCGGACAACAACUACAUCCUGUUCGGAGCGCCCGGCACCUACAACUGGAAAGGCGAGAUGCGAGUCCAGCUCUUGAACCAGAGCCUUUUGGACCUGGGUUUCUAUGACGACGGUCCGUACGAGGUCGCUGAUCAGAAACAGCUGAACGCACAGCUGAUCCCAGUGCCCUCCCACAGUUACCUGGGUAUAACCUCAGUCCAUCGCCCCCCUGCUCCCCCCCUGCUUCCAGAGAGGGACCAACAGGCUCAGACGGGACCCCAAGGCCUCUGUGGGAUACAUGGAGGAUAUCUACUGUCAUUGUGCAGCAGUUUCAGAUCAGAGAAAUAUAUAUAA